Molecule: messenger RNA, 4357 nt
Organism: Pan troglodytes (chimpanzee)
Lineage: Eukaryota; Metazoa; Chordata; Mammalia; Primates; Hominidae
Gene: SIK3
Product: SIK family kinase 3
Exons: 25
Coding region: 16-4125 (1369 amino acids)
Biological process (GO): intracellular signal transduction; microtubule cytoskeleton organization; protein phosphorylation
Cellular component (GO): cytoplasm
Molecular function (GO): tau-protein kinase activity; ATP binding
Source: RefSeq, a predicted model, not a curated record
UCACUGCACAACAAGAUGGCGGCGGCGGCGGCGAGCGGAGCUGGCGGGGCUGCCGGGGCCGGGACGGGGGGAGCCGGGCCCGCGGGCCGCCUGCUGCCUCCGCCCGCGCCGGGGUCCCCAGCCGCCCCCGCUGCCGUGUCCCCUGCGGCCGGCCAGCCGCGUCCCCCAGCCCCGGCCUCCCGCGGACCCAUGCCCGCCCGUAUCGGCUACUACGAGAUCGACCGCACCAUCGGCAAGGGCAACUUCGCGGUGGUCAAGCGGGCCACGCACCUCGUCACCAAGGCCAAGGUUGCUAUCAAGAUCAUAGAUAAGACCCAGUUGGAUGAAGAAAACUUGAAGAAGAUUUUCCGGGAAGUUCAAAUUAUGAAGAUGCUUUGCCACCCCCAUAUCAUCAGGCUCUACCAGGUUAUGGAGACAGAACGGAUGAUUUAUCUGGUGACAGAAUAUGCUAGUGGAGGGGAAAUAUUUGACCACCUGGUGGCCCAUGGUAGAAUGGCAGAAAAGGAGGCACGUCGGAAGUUCAAACAGAUCGUCACAGCUGUCUAUUUUUGUCACUGUCGGAACAUUGUUCAUCGUGAUUUAAAAGCUGAAAAUUUACUUCUGGAUGCCAAUCUGAAUAUCAAAAUAGCAGAUUUUGGUUUCAGUAACCUCUUCACUCCUGGGCAGCUGCUGAAGACCUGGUGUGGCAGCCCUCCCUAUGCUGCACCUGAACUCUUUGAAGGAAAAGAAUAUGAUGGGCCCAAAGUGGACAUCUGGAGCCUUGGAGUUGUCCUCUACGUGCUUGUGUGCGGUGCCCUGCCGUUUGAUGGAAGCACACUGCAGAAUCUGCGGGCCCGCGUGCUGAGUGGAAAGUUCCGCAUCCCAUUUUUUAUGUCCACAGAAUGUGAGCAUUUGAUCCGCCAUAUGUUGGUGUUAGAUCCCAAUAAGCGCCUCUCCAUGGAGCAGAUCUGCAAGCACAAGUGGAUGAAGCUAGGGGACGCCGAUCCCAACUUUGACAGGUUAAUAGCUGAAUGCCAGCAACUAAAGGAAGAAAGACAGGUGGACCCCCUGAAUGAGGAUGUCCUCUUGGCCAUGGAGGACAUGGGACUGGACAAAGAACAGACACUGCAGUCAUUAAGAUCAGAUGCCUAUGAUCACUAUAGUGCAAUCUACAGCCUGCUGUGUGAUCGACAUAAGAGACAUAAAACCCUGCGUCUCGGAGCACUUCCUAGCAUGCCCCGAGCCCUGGCCUUUCAAGCACCAGUCAAUAUCCAGGCGGAGCAGGCAGGUACUGCUAUGAACAUCAGCGUUCCCCAGGUGCAGCUGAUCAACCCAGAGAACCAAAUUGUGGAGCCGGAUGGGACACUGAAUUUGGACAGUGAUGAGGGUGAAGAGCCUUCCCCGGAAGCAUUGGUGCGCUAUUUGUCAAUGAGGAGGCACACAGUGGGUGUGGCUGACCCACGCACGGAAGUUAUGGAAGAUCUGCAGAAGCUCCUACCUGGCUUUCCUGGAGUCAACCCCCAGGCUCCAUUCCUGCAGGUGGCCCCUAAUGUGAACUUCAUGCACAACCUGUUGCCUAUGCAAAAUUUGCAACCAACCGGGCAACUUGAGUACAAGGAGCAGUCUCUCCUACAGCCGCCCACGCUACAGCUGUUGAAUGGAAUGGGCCCCCUUGGCCGGAGGGCAUCAGAUGGAGGAGCCAACAUCCAACUGCAUGCCCAGCAGCUGCUGAAGCGCCCACGGGGACCCUCUCCGCUUGUCACCAUGACACCAGCAGUGCCAGCAGUUACCCCUGUGGACGAGGAGAGCUCGGACGGGGAGCCAGACCAGGAAGCUGUGCAGAGGUACUUGGCAAAUAGGUCCAAAAGACAUACACUGGCCAUGACCAACCCUACAGCUGAGAUCCCACCGGACCUACAACGGCAGCUAGGACAGCAGCCUUUCCGUUCCCGGGUCUGGCCUCCUCACCUGGUACCUGAUCAGCAUCGCUCUACCUACAAGGACUCCAACACUCUGCACCUCCCUACGGAGCGUUUCUCCCCUGUGCGCCGGUUCUCAGAUGGGGCUGCGAGCAUCCAGGCCUUCAAAGCUCACCUGGAAAAAAUGGGCAACAACAGCAGCAUCAAACAGCUGCAGCAGGAGUGUGAGCAGCUGCAGAAGAUGUACGGGGGGCAGAUUGAUGAAAGAACCCUGGAGAAGACCCAGCAGCAGCAUAUGUUAUACCAGCAGGAGCAGCACCAUCAAAUUCUCCAGCAACAAAUUCAAGACUCUAUCUGUCCUCCUCAGCCAUCUCCACCUCUUCAGGCUGCAUGUGAAAAUCAGCCAGCCCUCCUUACCCAUCAGCUCCAGAGGUUAAGGAUUCAGCCUUCAAGCCCACCCCCCAACCACCCCAACAACCAUCUCUUCAGGCAGCCCAGUAAUAGUCCUCCCCCCAUGAGCAGUGCCAUGAUCCAGCCUCACGGGGCUGCAUCUUCUUCCCAGUUUCAAGGCUUACCUUCCCGCAGUGCAAUCUUUCAGCAGCAACCUGAGAACUGUUCCUCUCCUCCCAACGUGGCACUAACCUGCUUGGGUAUGCAGCAGCCUGCUCAGUCACAGCAGGUCACCAUCCAAGUCCAAGAGCCUGUUGACAUGCUCAGCAACAUGCCAGGCACAGCUGCAGGCUCCAGUGGGCGCGGCAUCUCCAUCAGCCCCAGUGCCGGUCAGAUGCAGAUGCAGCACCGUACCAACCUGAUGGCCACCCUCAGCUAUGGGCACCGUCCCUUGUCCAAGCAGCUGAGUGCUGACAGUGCAGAGGCUCACAGCUUGAACGUGAAUCGGUUCUCCCCUGCUAACUACGACCAGCCGCAUUUACACCCCCAUCUGUUUUCGGACCAGUCCCGGGGUUCCCCCAGCAGCUACAGCCCUUCAACAGGAGUGGGGUUCUCUCCAACCCAAGCCCUGAAAGUCCCUCCACUUGACCAAUUCCCCACCUUCCCUCCCAGUGCACAUCAGCAGCCGCCACACUAUACCACGUCGGCACUACAGCAGGCCCUGCUGUCUCCCACGCCGCCAGACUAUACAAGACACCAGCAGGUACCCCACAUCCUUCAAGGACUGCUUUCUCCCCGGCAUUCGCUCACCGGCCACUCGGACAUCCGGCUGCCCCCAACAGAGUUUGCACAGCUCAUUAAAAGGCAGCAGCAACAACGGCAGCAGCAGCAGCAACAGCAGCAACAGCAAGAAUACCAGGAACUGUUCAGGCACAUGAACCAAGGGGAUGCGGGGAGUCUGGCUCCCAGCCUUGGGGGACAGAGCAUGACAGAGCGCCAGGCUUUAUCUUAUCAAAAUGCUGACUCUUAUCACCAUCACACCAGCCCCCAGCAUCUGCUACAAAUCAGGGCACAAGAAUGUGUCUCACAGGCUUCCUCACCCACCCCGCCCCACGGGUAUGCUCACCAGCCGGCACUGAUGCAUUCAGAGAGCAUGGAGGAGGACUGCUCGUGUGAGGGGGCCAAGGAUGGCUUCCAAGACAGUAAGAGUUCAAGUACAUUGACCAAAGGUUGCCAUGACAGCCCUCUGCUCUUGAGUACCGGUGGACCUGGGGACCCUGAAUCUUUGCUAGGAACUGUGAGUCAUGCCCAAGAAUUGGGGAUACAUCCCUAUGGUCAUCAGCCGACUGCUGCAUUCAGUAAAAAUCAGGUGCCCAGCAGAGAGCCUGUCAUAGGGAACUGCAUGGAUAGAAGUUCUCCAGGACAAGCAGUGGAGCUGCCGGAUCACAAUGGGCUCGGGUACCCAGCACGCCCCUCCGUCCAUGAGCACCACAGGCCCCGGGCCCUCCAGAGACACCACACGAUCCAGAACAGCGACGAUGCUUAUGUACAGCUGGAUAACUUGCCAGGAAUGAGUCUCGUGGCUGGGAAAGCACUUAGCUCUGCCCGGAUGUCGGAUGCAGUUCUCAGUCAGUCUUCGCUCAUGGGCAGCCAGCAGUUUCAGGAUGGGGAAAAUGAGGAAUGUGGGGCAAGCCUGGGAGGUCAUGAGCACCCAGACCUGAGCGAUGGCAGCCAGCAUUUAAACUCCUCUUGCUAUCCAUCUACGUGUAUUACAGACAUUCUGCUCAGCUACAAGCACCCCGAAGUCUCCUUCAGCAUGGAGCAGGCAGGCGUGUAACAAGAAACAGAGAGUUUUGUGUACAGCUUGGGAAUGAAAAGCUUGAUUGUAAACCCACAGUAUCUAGCAGCGUUGCGCCAAAUUGCCCUUGUGUUUCUCUCCACCCAAAAUAUCACAGCUGCUUUCCUCACAUUUGGUUCAUCCGUGUGCUGUUCUUUUGGGUUCUGAGAGGGUUUUGCCAUGUUUGCUUGUAUGACCAAGUCACCAAGGAAAUAAACAGGAAGGAAAUCCA